Messenger RNA from Saxophila tyrrhenica, 1590 nucleotides. RefSeq lists its product as uncharacterized. NCBI's taxonomy places the organism in Eukaryota, Fungi, Ascomycota, Dothideomycetes, Mycosphaerellales, Extremaceae. The coding region runs from base 1 to 1590 and encodes 529 amino acids. Gene Ontology annotation, molecular function: DNA binding. The transcript has 4 exons. The record is from RefSeq and is a predicted model, not a curated record. Gene Ontology annotation, cellular component: nucleus.
AUGGGGAAGAAGCGCAAGCAACCCAGCCUGGACUCACUCCUCGAGCGUCCGUGGUGCUACUACUGCGACCGCGACUUCGACGACCUGGCUGUUCUGCUGGACCACCAGCGCGCGAAGCACUUCAAGUGCCACAUCUGCCCCAAGCGCCUGCACACCGCGGGCGGCUUGAUGGUCCACGUGCAGAAUGUUCACAAAGAGAGCAUCGACACCAUCGCCAACGCGUUGCCUGGUCGUGAAGGCACCAACCUCGAGAUCUGGGGCAUGCUCGGCGUCCCGGAGGACUACAAGAAGGAGAAGACUGACUCCGUGAUUGCCAUGUACAAGAAGAAGGAAGCCGACCAUAUAGCAUUGACCGGCAACCCGCUCGCAGGCACUGCAGAGGCGGAAGCGCGUGAGCGUGCAGCCAAGAAGCCGAAGCCUACCGAGUCCAAGGAGGCCAUCCAAGCGCGCGUCGCGGCGCACCGGGAGAAGAUGCGUGCCGAGAAGGAGGCCAAGGCGCAAGCCAAAGCCGCGGGUGACUCUGCUGCCAACAACAGCGAUGGAGGUGUGCAGCAAGCCGAUACGCAGCCGAAGCAGGGUGGUCCACAGCACUCGCCACCACAGUACGGAGGACCGCAAGCCUCUACGCCAUUCGAGUACCACAACAUGCACCAACAGCUACCAGCCAGCGUCAGCCCAAAUCCUUUGGCUCCUCACAGGAAUCCUUUGGCUGCUCACACGCCAAUGGUACACCCGAACAUGCCAAACCUGUACCCGACCCCACCAUUCCCGCAGCACCCGCAAGGCUUUCCCCCAGGCUUCCCCCCAGGCGGUGCGCCACCUCAGCCAAGCCAGCCCGGAUUCUUCCCCGAUCGCCUGCCGCAUCAUCCACGUCACGUGGCGGAGGACUCGCAGGCCCACUGGUCGCGCCGCCCCUCUCAGGGCACACCACCGGUUCACGGCCAGUUCUCUGCACCCGACGAUGCGCGCUCCAACAGCCUUCCCAAGGUCCCGGGUCUGCCUGAGCGGCCAUCCUUCGGCGGCAUCGGCGUCAGCACCGCAGCCAUGAAGUCACUUCACCCCGGGCACCAGCCGUUGCAGCCAUGGUCUGGAGGUCAAGAUGGUCAUCACGUGACGGCGCCGCAGGACUCCAACAACAACCAAGUCGGUGCUCCGUUGGACGAAGUCGAUCAAGCCAUUGCCGACGCCAUCGCUGGCAAGCGUCCUUCUCCCUCGCAAGCUGCUGCCGCGGGCCCACCGACCCAGUCGCAGUCGCAGCAUCAGUUCACUCAGUAUCAGUACGCUCCAGGACACGUCGCGUCGCCCGAAGCUCGCGAGAAGGCCAGGAGGUUCGAAGAAGCGUUCUUCUUCGACCCACCUCUGCCGGGAGGCUAUCCGCCGAACGCCAACAAGGACAAGAUGCCCGCAGCUCUCGCCAAUACGACCACCCUCGAAGCUGCCGCCCCACCCACCCAGGCUCCGACGACUGAGACCACCCAGGCUCCCGCCGCCGAGUCCAGCAAGCCGGGCAAGGACAGCCGCCCCGUCCGCUUGAUCUACACCGGCUACUUCGCGCCACCAGAGGAGCUUCAUGUCAGGGCGUUCCCGUAA